UGGGCUUUGUAACCGAGACUGAUUUCAGUCUCAUACCCGCGUGCACCAACCACCAGCAACUCCACAGCAGCAGCCACACGACGAUGGCCGACACACCAACGACAGCGUUUGCUGUGCGCAGCCGCGAUGGGCUCGUGUUGUGGUCUGGCCCGCCAGGCGAUAUCGUCCCCACCAACCGCAUUCAGGAGCCCGCUGCUUGCCGUGCGCUCGUCUUUUCCAAGGCUGGCGACAAGGUCGCGUGGUGCAAUGGCCGAGAGGUUGUUGUGUUGAACCUCGAGACCAACGAGCGCGAGUGCACCAUUGCACGCCCCAAGACCAGCGCCAUCGCCUUCUCCCCAAAGGCCACUCACCUCUGCACCUGGGAGACCUUCACCACCAAGGAUGGCCAGGCCAACCGCAACUGCGGCGUGUGGGCGCUUCCCUCUGGCGAGGAAGUGAUGACAUACAGCCACAAGCAGCGCUCCAACUGGCUGCCCAAGUGGACCGAUGACGAGAGCGUGUGCGUGCGCCAGACCCCCAACACGCUUCUCUUCUUCGACGGCGCCAACAUCACUGCAGCCCCUACGCAGAAGCUGAAGCUUGAAGGGCUGACGGCGUUUGAGGUCGCCCCUCGCCUCCCCCACUGCCGCGUCGCCGUCUGGAUCCGCGGCAAGAAGGGCAUGCCGUCUGCGGUGCGCGUGUACUCGCCGACCAACCUCAACGCCCCCAUCGCGUACAAGUCGUUCUUCAAGGCAGACACCGUCAGCAUGAACUGGAGCAACAAGGGGUCUGAGGUGCUUGUGAGCACGCAGACGGAUUCCGACUCAUCUGGCGCGUCGUAUUACGGCGAGACGGCCCUGUACUUCCUCACCUGUCACGAUGGCACCAGCGCCAACGUCACCCUCGACAAGAAGGGUCCGAUUGCCGGGUGCGAGUGGUCUCCAAACGGCCGCCACUUUGUUGCCAUGUACGGCACCAUGCCAAACAAGGCGAGCGUGUUCAAUUACAAGUGCAAGCGGGUGCAGGAUCUUGGCACGGGCCACCGCAGCAUGGCGCGCUUCAACCCACACGGCUCCGUCCUCGCCCUCUGCGGCUUUGGAAACCUUGGUGGCGAGGUUGAGAUCUGGGACACGGACAAGUGGGAGAAGAUCAACCGGUUUGUUGCGUUCAACACGACGACGUUUGAGUGGUGUGCGGACAGCCGCCACAUUCUCAUGGCCACCACCACCCCGCGCUCCACCGUCGACAACUGCUUCAAGGUGUGGCACUACACGAAGGGUGAGGUGAAGAAGCAGGAGUACGGCGAGCUGUACGAGGUUGCCUGGCAGCCCAUGUCGUGGAAGGCGUUCCCUCGUCGCCCGCUCUCCCCCGUUCCACAGGAGGUCAAGGAGGCCGCGUCUGCACCGAAAGCCGAGCCGUACCGCCCCCCUGGCAUGCGCAACCGCGUUGUUGGGAUGCAGCCCGUUGUUGUUCCUCCUGGCGGCGGCGACGCAGACAAGAAGAAGAAGAAGAACAAGAAGAAGAAGAGCAAGAAGAAGAAGCCAGAGCCCGAGCAGGAAAAGUCUGCAGCAGAGAAGCCCCCCUCCGAGCGGACGGAGGAAGAGACGAAGGAGGUGUUGAAGCGUGCGCGUGCACUCAAGAAGAAGCUUCGCCAAAUUGACGCCCUCAAGCAGCAGCAGGACGAGGGAGAGACGCUGAACCAGGAACAGCUUGACAAGCUUGCCUCUGCCGCUGCCCUUGAGGAAGAGCUCGAGUCUCUCAAGAUUGAGGACGACAGCAAGUAGUGUGUGCCGGCCCUCCUCUUGCUUGCAGGCACGCACCUCUGUGAUGUGUGCAUGUUUGCAUGUGCUUGAUGGGGUUGGGCAGGAUGCAAGCGUGUUGUGUUGUUGUGGCACGACUGAGCAGCCAUCCUUCCAACUUCUGCAUUGUCGAUGCGCUGUGGAUGCGUUGCUGUUUCUUGUCACGUGUGUCUAUGUGUGUGUUUGGUUUGUUGGUGUUUGCUAGCUGUGCGCUGACGCAAUGAAGAAUGAAACACAACUGUUCACUGAA
Messenger RNA from Salpingoeca rosetta, 2028 nucleotides. RefSeq lists its product as uncharacterized. Gene Ontology annotation, biological process: translational initiation. Lineage: Eukaryota; Choanoflagellata; Craspedida; Salpingoecidae. Bases 84 to 1763 code for a protein of 559 amino acids. The record is from RefSeq and is a predicted model, not a curated record. Gene Ontology annotation, molecular function: mRNA binding; protein binding; ribosome binding. Gene Ontology annotation, cellular component: cytosolic small ribosomal subunit. The transcript has 14 exons.